Molecule: messenger RNA, 613 nt
Organism: Rattus rattus (black rat)
Lineage: Eukaryota; Metazoa; Chordata; Mammalia; Rodentia; Muridae
Product: histone H2B type 1-C/E/F/G/I-like
Exons: 2
Coding region: 5-448 (147 amino acids)
Cellular component (GO): nucleosome
Molecular function (GO): DNA binding; structural constituent of chromatin; protein heterodimerization activity
Source: RefSeq, a predicted model, not a curated record
CAACAUGCCGGAGCCCGCCAAGUCUGCUCCCGCCCCGAAGAAGGGCUCCAAGAAGGCCGUGACCAAGGCGCAGAAGAAGGACGGCAAGAAGCGCAAGCGCAGCCGCAAGGAAAGCUACUCGGUGUACGUGUACAAGGUGCUGAAGCAAGUGCACCCGGACACGGGCAUCUCUUCUAAGGCCAUGGGCAUCAUGAACUCGUUCGUGAACGACAUCUUCGAGCGCAUCGCGGGCGAGGCGUCGCGCCUGGCGCAUUACAACAAGCGCUCGACCAUCACGUCCCGGGAGAUCCAGACGGCCGUGCGCCUGUUGCUUCCCGGGGAGUUGGCCAAGCACGCCGUGUCCGAGGGCACCAAGGCCGUCACCAAGUACACCAGCUCCAAGCUUCUGCAGCAACACAGGAAUAAGAGUCUCUGUCUCACUCAUCGUCUUCCUGGUCACGUAAUCUAAGUGCAAAGUUGAACUGAGCAUGCAAACUUCAGAGUUUGUUGAUUCUUCCUGAAAAGAUUGGGAUCAUCGAUGCUGGGAGAAAACAGACAAUUCAUAACUUUUAUUUAUGGCGGCUUUCCUGACUCAGGCCAUGACAAUGUCUUACACCAAGAGUUAUGACCUCAA